Messenger RNA from Castor canadensis (American beaver), 1834 nucleotides. The record is from RefSeq and is a predicted model, not a curated record. Lineage: Eukaryota; Metazoa; Chordata; Mammalia; Rodentia; Castoridae.
CGCCUCGCGCCGCUGGCGCUGAGGAAAGGAAGUUGGCUUAGGAGCGGCCUGGGCCUGUGGACAAGGCCGUGGUCCGCACCGGCGCCUGCUUCCACACACCGAGGGCGGCGCGAUGGGAGACGAGAUGGAUACCAUGAUCCCGGAGCGGGAGAUGAAGGAUUUUCAGUUUAGAGCACUGAAGAAGGUGAGAAUCUUUGACUCCCCUGAAGAGUUACCCAAGGAGCGCUCAAGUCUGCUUGCCAUAUCCAACAAAUAUGGUCUGGUCUUUGCUGGUGGAGCCAGUGGGUUGCAAGUUUUUCCUACUAAAAACAUUCUCAUUCAAAACAAACCUGGAGAUGACCCCAAUAAAAUAGUUGAUAAAGUCCAAAGCUUGAUGGUUCCUAUGAAAUUCCCAAUACAUCACCUGGCCCUGAGCUGUGAUAACCUUACACUCUCUGUGUGCAUGAUGUCCAGUGAAUAUGGCUGCAUCAUCGCUUUUUUUGAUGUUCGCACAUUCUCAAACGAGGGCAAACAGCAGAAACGCCCGUUUGCCUAUCACAAGCUUUUGAAGGAUGCAGGAGGCAUGGUGAUCGAUAUGAAGUGGAACCCCACUGUCCCCUCCAUGGUGGCAGUUUGUCUGGCUGAUGGCAGUAUUGCUGUCUUGCAAGUCACAGAAGCAGUCAAAGUGUGUGCCACUCUUCCUCCCUCAGUGGCAGUUACAUCUGUGUGCUGGAGCCCCAAAGGAAAGCAGCUGGCAGUGGGAAAACAGAAUGGAACCGUGGUCCAGUAUCUUCCUACUUUGCAGGAAAAAAAAGUCAUUCCUUGUCCUCCAUUUUAUGAGUCAGAUCAUCCUGUCAGAGUUCUAGAUGUGCUUUGGAUUGGUACCUAUGUCUUCACAAUAGUAUAUGCUGCUGCAGAUGGGACCUUGGAAACGUCUCCAGAUGUAGUAAUGGCUCUCCUACCGAAAAAAGAAGAAAAGCACCCAGAGAUAUUUGUGAACUUUAUGGAGCCCUGCUAUGGCAGCUGCACAGAGAGACAGCAUCAUUACUAUCUCAGUUGCAUCGAGGAAUGGGAUUUAGUGCUCGCAGCAUCUGCGGCUUCAACAGAAGUUAGUAUCCUUGCUCGACAAAGUGAUCAGAUUAAUUGGGAAUCUUGGCUGCUGGAGGAUUCUAGUCGAGCUGAACUGCCUGUGACAGAUAAGAGUGAUGACUCCUUGCCCAUGGGGGUUGCCAUAGAUUAUACCAACCAAGUGGAAAUCGCCAUCAAUGGUGUGCUUUGUCCGUUUUAUAUGAUCAAUCAAAAUCCUGGGGUUAGGUCCCUCAUCAAGACCCCAGAGCGGCUUUCAUUAGAAGGAGAACGACAGCCCAAGGCAUCAGGAAGUACUCCAACUACCCCAACCUCCUCUCAAGGCCUGCAGAAACUUGAUGCCUCAUCAGCAGUGGCAGCCUCUUCCUCCCUUGCACCAGUGUCCCCUGCUGCUCCCAUCGCCACCUUCCCCGUGCCCUCUGUUGGAGGGACCCCUUCGGUGUUCUUUGGCUCGUCAUCCUUGAAGUCAUCUGCUUCUGUCACUGCAGAGCCUCCUUCAUAUCCUAGUGGCUCUGACAGUCCCAGAUCAGCCUUGAGUUCUGGCACCUCUACCUUUUCUUUUGCUCCUCCUUCCAAAGCCCCCAUUACCCCUACCCCUGCAGCAUCUCCCAUGGCCCCAUCUGCUGCUUCCUUCUCCUUUGGAUCGUCGGAUUUUAAGCCCACCCUGGAAAGCACACCAGUGCCAAGUAUGUCUGCUGCAAACACAGGAAUGAAGCCCUCCUUCCCACCCUCAGCCUCUGCAGUCAAGGUCAACUUUAGUGAAAAGUAA